AGUAACAUCAAUCUCCCACCUCUUAACAUUAACAUUCACAUUCACUGAGAGUCACACAGAAACAAGAGAAUGCAGAGAAACACGCCGGCGAGAAAACCACACUCUUCCACCUCCGAUCUCCUAACAUGGUCGGAAACUCCUCUUCGUCGUUUGCAUUGUUCUUUAUUUAUUUGUUUGCAGCCUUCGGAUAGAAUAAGCAAGGUGCUCCAUGGAGGCCAGCUCACGGAGGAAGAAGCUCAGGCUCUUUCAAAGAGCAAACCAUGCUCAGGGUAUAAAAUGAAAGAGAUGACUGGAAGUGGUAUUUUUUCGGGAAAUGCCAGAGAUUCGGCUUCAGAAGCCAGUUCUGCAAAUUUGAAUAACAAAACAAGCAUUCGCAUAUAUCAGCAAGCACUUAAUGGAGUUAGUCAGAUAUCAUUCAGCACCGAAGAAAGCAUUUCACCCAAGAAGCCUACCGCUAUACAUGAGGUUGCAAAGCAACGGGAGCUGAGUGGGACAUUGCAAAGUGAAUCGGACUCUAAGAUUAAGAAGCAAAUAUCAAAUGCCAAGACCAAGGAGCUCAGUGGAAAUGACAUAUUUGGCCCUCCUCCUGAAAUUGUGCCUCGCAAAGUGGUAGCUGCACGCACUUUAGAAUCAAAAGAAAGUAAAGACAUGGGAGAGCCUCUUCCAAGAAAUGUCCGAACAUCAGUUAAAGUUUCCAAUCCUGCGGGUGGCCAAAGUAACAUCUUAUUUGGCGAAGCGCCGGUUAAGAAGACAGCAAAGAAGAUACAUGAUCAGAAGUUUGCGGAGCUCUCAGGCAAUAACAUCUUCCAAGGAGAUGUUCCUCCAGGAUCAGCAGAAAAGCAUCUGAGCAGAGCUAAACUCAGAGAAAUCACUGGCAGUGACAUAUUUGCUGCUGGAAAAGCAGAAAUCAAAGACCCUGUUCGUGGUGCACGCAAACCUCCUGGUGGAGAGAGCAGCAUUGCCUUGAUCUAAAAUUUUUAGAAGAUAUUAAUUUGAUGUAGGUGUUGUAGAAAUAUUUCUGUAUCUUAACUCAGGUUUUUCUGUUAGAAGGGUCAGUGUGUUUUGAUCAUGAAGCAUUGUUGUUUGUUAGUAGGUUUCAGAGGACUUUCCAACUAUUAAGUAUGGAUGUGAGACAAAUCGUAGUUUUAAUUUUCAUCAUUGAUGAAUCAUGGAAUUGGUCCUCAUUCCCUAUCGACCAUUUUCCAUUUUUACUUA
Arachis stenosperma is the source of this 1215-nucleotide messenger RNA. RefSeq lists its product as uncharacterized. The record is from RefSeq and is a predicted model, not a curated record. NCBI's taxonomy places the organism in Eukaryota, Viridiplantae, Streptophyta, Magnoliopsida, Fabales, Fabaceae.